Penaeus monodon (black tiger shrimp) is the source of this 1386-nucleotide messenger RNA. Its product is annotated as flocculation protein FLO11-like. The record is from RefSeq and is a predicted model, not a curated record. Gene Ontology annotation, molecular function: hydrolase activity. Lineage: Eukaryota; Metazoa; Arthropoda; Malacostraca; Decapoda; Penaeidae.
AGCAGCAAGCGGAAACAGAAGAGGUAUAGUCAGAAUUCCGGAAAGAAAUUCUACCCAAGAGGAAACAAAUACGGAGACAAGCAAAAGGUGCAAGAAGACAAAUAGACAAGGCCGAAAGUGGAGGGAAAACAAAUGGCGUAGCUGUAAGUGGAACGAGGACAGACAAUGACUCAAGCGAUGGUGAAAGAUUGAGACUAAGCGAGAGCGAAAUGACUAGAACGGGCAGAAGCGAAGCACAAGAGAUAUCAAGCAGGGAAGGGUUGAACGAGAGAACGCACAGAGGCAGGGGAGACGUCGGCAUAGACGACAUGGGAAACUACGCGAGGCUUGUGCAAAAUGAUGACACUGGCAGUGUAUCCCUUCCUUAUUCUAAAAGGAACACUUUAUCUGACAAUACAUGCGAUUCUGAAUGCAAGGCUCAGACCACAGCUAGUAAAAAGAGCAAACGCGCAACUGUACCUCAAAAUAUGAAUACGAGCGACGGGAAGACAACUGAAGGGAACCAGCGCACGACUACCGCACCGACCUCUACCAACCUCACGUCAGCAUCUUCUGGAUCUAACAGAUCACCUGACACCCCUGCCAGUUCCUCGAAGCAGACGAUUUCCUCGGUGACUGAUCUGCUUUUCGUCGUACCAAACGAGAUAGUUAUCAAACCAGCUGAAAACAGCAAAGUGCAAAGCGAAAUCAAGACGACGGAGAAACUCAUCCAGACGUCGCUUGAGGGCCUGCUAUUGCGCGUGCCUGGCGACAGCAGCCGACAACAGCCGCACGAUGGAACCGACAGCGUUCCAUCCCAAGACUCGGAUUUGCCCGAAGUAAACACCGAGCCAUCUGAUGCAACCACACUGCGUGAGCUCACCCGGCAGAAUGCAAACGUGGCGAGUGUCACCUCUACCACCGACGCGACGUCAACGCAGUUCCAGGAUGAAACUCCAACCCAAAGCACCUCGAUACCACAUAAAGAUUCGGCAAUUCCAAAGGAAAACAAAACAGACUCCGCCGCAAAAGACACAACAGAAAACGGAGAGCACGAGCCGCCCGCGGAUAACACAGAAAACGGGAAAUCCAAGAGUAACUCAAUUACCCGGCAAGAGAAACUGGUCCUGCGCACAGCGUGCCUCCCUAUCGGGUCGCUGGGCAAAUUUAAGGUCCAGGACACUACAUAUCAAGUCAGGGGAAUGGGGGCAGGGCACAUAGCCGCCGAGUGCUGGCGAGAGGUCUCCAACGUGGUAAACGACCACAUUAAGCUUCCAUACCUCGAUGAAACGACUCUUGUGGCCACGACGGCAUUCUAUUUCAUCGCGACCAGUGCAAAUCUCAUUGAGCCCGAGAUGACGUAUGGCUACGUUAGAGUGGAACAAUUUCGUCAAGCAGCGGACACAA